This is a messenger RNA of Urocitellus parryii (Arctic ground squirrel), 2925 nucleotides long. It is a transcript of the gene Eri2, whose product is annotated as ERI1 exoribonuclease family member 2. NCBI's taxonomy places the organism in Eukaryota, Metazoa, Chordata, Mammalia, Rodentia, Sciuridae. Gene Ontology annotation, molecular function: 3'-5'-RNA exonuclease activity; nucleic acid binding; zinc ion binding. The record is from RefSeq and is a predicted model, not a curated record.
GGUCAGUGGACUUCCGGCAGCUGGACGUCGGAGAACCCGGAGUGUUGGGGAUGGCAACCAAGCGCCUGGCGCGGCAGCUUGGAUUAAUUAGGAGAAAAUCAGUUGCACCAGCAAAUGAGAAACAAGGAAGAAGCAAAUCCAUUGUAUGACUACUUAAUUGUGAUUGAUUUUGAAUCCACCUGCUGGAAUGAUGGGAAACACCACAAUAGCCAGGAAAUAAUUGAAUUUCCAGCAGUAUUGCUGAACACAUUAACUGGAGAGAUUGAAUGCGAAUUCCAUGCUUAUGUUCAGCCUCAAGAACAUCCAAUCCUUUCGGAAUUUUGCAUGGAGCUGACAGGCAUAAAACAGGCUCAAGUUGAUGAAGGAGUCCCUCUGAAGAUUUGCUUAUCUCAGUUCUGUAAAUGGAUUCAUAAGAUUCAGCAACAGAAGAAAAUUAUUUUUGCUACUGGGGUUUCGGAGCCUUCUACUUCUGCAGCAAAAUUGUGUGCAUUUGUUACUUGGUCAGACUGGGACUUGGGGGUUUGCCUGGAGUAUGAGUGUAAAAGAAAACAACUGUUAAAACCCGUGUUCUUAAAUUCCUGGAUUGAUCUCAGAGCAACUUACAAGCUCUUCUAUAGAAGAAAGCCAAAAGGACUAAGCGGUGCCUUGCAGGAAGUGGGAAUAGAAUUCUCAGGACGAGAACAUUCUGGGUUGGAUGAUUCUCGCAAUACUGCUCUUCUUGCUUGGAAAAUGAUCAGAGAUGGGUGCCUAAUGAAAAUUACAAGGUCCUUCAACAAGGUUCUCACAAAGAAGAAUCCCAACAUUCUGGCCAGAAAUUUGAAUACAAAUCAAGAAGAAACAUCUGCCUGCAACAUUAGCAUCCAGGGUUCCAAUAUACAUGAUAGAGAGCCUAAAAAUACAAUAAGUGCUCAUGAAAAGGUUCAAAUGAAUUUAGUUUGUGUGAAUUCCCCUAUAACAGUACAAAAGGAUCAGUUACAAGUAAAGAACAAUAUAAAAGCCGGUCCUCACAAUGUCGAAAGUUGCUUAUCUGUUUUUAAUACUAAGCCCUCUACAUCUUUGGGACAGUUGCAGUCUCCCAGCCUAAAUUCAUCUAUCUAUGUGCAGAAGCAAAAAAAAAAUGAACAUCUUGUAGUUAAUACCAAAUCUAAGUCUUCAACAUUUAAUUCAGAAUUGGUACUUGUCUCUACUACCAUUCCUUCUGUUAAUCAUGUUUCUGAAGUGGAAAUGAGUUCUACUCUUGACUCUUUGCCUAUGUUGGCUGAAUGGGAAGACAUAGUUUUACUGCCAGCAUCUCAACCUGAGGAAAAUAUAGAUAGUCUACUUCCUAUUAGUGACACAAAUGUAGAGACUUCACUUAGUUCUGGAGAAAGAGUAAUGGUUUUAAAAGAGUCAGAAGUGCUGAGUCAUGAAAAUUUUGGAGGCAUCAAGAAAACUUUAAAGGAAUUGGAGACCACUAAGUCCAUUGUGUAUAAGAGUCCUCACACUACUAUUUAUAAUGUAAAAGAAGCUAAAUAUCCAGGUUCAGAUGUGUCUGCCUUUAAAUUACCUGAACGCAAAUUAUGUGCCUUUAAUGGUGUUAAUGCCAGUGCAUCUCAUCCUUCAGUUUUGGGGAAACAUCCUCUUUCUUUAGGUGUCUCUAAAAGGAAUUCAUCUAGUCCCCCAGUUUUCCCACCAGCAAAAAAACAGACCUUCACUAUUCAUGAAGAACAGCCAGCAUCAUCUGUUUGCUCCCCAGGAAAAAGUUCUUGUCAGAAGGUUGCCCCCGCUGUAUUAACUUCUGCAGUGAAUCCACAAGAGCCUUGGAAGAGUGGGAAAAUGACACCUCCCUUAUGCAAGUGUGGCCGGAGAUCUAAGAGACUUGUUGUUUCUAACAAUGGACCAAACCAUGGAAGAGUCUUCUAUUGUUGCCCUAUUGGCAAAUACCAAGAAAACAGAAAGUAUUGUGAUUAUUUUAAAUGGGAACAAACACUUCAAAAGGAAAAAGCCAACAACACGCUUCUAUCUCAUUCCUCAGGGAGACUCACUUUUAGUUCUCCAGUAACAAGCCAUAUUCGUGAUAGUAAUUGUCUUCCUACUAAAAAUUCUUUGAGACUCAGACCUUCAAUGAGGAAUUGAUAAAUUUUCUGUACAGUUAAACUGUUUUUACUUUUAGGACAACUUUUAUGUGACUUUUAGUGCAGGAAAGAUAAAAAAGUAUAGUGCUACAAGUUAUGGAGUCUUACCAUAUCUGAAUUCUGUAGACUGUAUUGUAGCAGAUACACACACGCACUCACACAAGCACACACACACAUACAGAAAGAAAAUAUAUUUCAUGCCUUCCACUUUCACUCACCAUUUGCUUAAYAAUUGCCUUCUGUUUGUUCAGGUAUGAAUCCUAAUUACUCCUUAAAUUCCCAAACAUGAAUAUUCUGGUACUAUCUUACACAUUUUACUUAUAUUUCAUAUAAUAAUGUUUGCUGAAUUUUCAUGCCUCCUUGAAGAAUGACCAAAUAUUUUAUAAACUGUAUUCAUUAGGUUAAAUAAUCAAUAAUAGUACAUGAUAUUYAUUUUUCUAGUUAGACCUUGAAACAAAUUAUAAGCUAUUUUUAAAUUAUUUGAAUAAAAAUGUGACUAAUAAAAUUUCCUACUCUAUUUUUAGGUAGAUACUUGAGAAUUAUGAUAAUCUCCAGAUUGAUAUUUUUUAUUUUUCUGAAAAAUUAUAAGUUGUUUAGUUUUAUUCAAGGCUUAAUUAUUCUAAUUUGUAUAUUCACAUAUUGGAAUUAUUUAACUAAGGCUUAAAAUCCAAUGUGGCAGAGAUUUGAUUGAUCGAUAGAACCUGCUUCUAUACCAAACAUUUAAGAAUGCUGUGAUCUGGGGAUAUAGCUCAGUUGUUGAACAUGUACCUGGCAUGUGCUAGGCCCUGGGUUUGAUCCAAGAAGUAUCAAA